UCUUGGUCACGCUCUGCCGACCCUCGCCACUUGCUUGUGAAGAAGGAUACUUUUUUUUUUCGUAAACUUCCGAAUCGCCUCAUCCCAUCGAAGUCUAAACACACGAAUCCAAUAACACUAAACCUACACCGCAAUACACAUCGUUACGAUUAGCAGCCAUGGGCAAUGACGGCGGAUCCAUCCCCAAGCGCCGCGAGCUGGUCAAGAACGCGGCGCGCGCACCGACAAUUUCAGAACUCAAGGCGACGGCCCUCGAGUCUCUCGCACAUGCAUGGGCUCACUGCGCCCUCAGCGAUGCGCCCCUCGACUUGGACGCAGUAGUUUCAGACUGGCGGGGGAGACUAUACAGCUAUGAAGCCAUUCUCAAGGGGCUGAUGCCGUCCGACGAUCCCAACGAAGUGACACCAGCAUCUCUGGGCAUCCGCUCACUCCGUGACGUUGCAAAGCUGAAAUUCUCCAAGACGGGCGAUAAGUGGGCUUGCCCGAUCUCCAUGAAGGAAAUGGGGCCGGCGACAAAGGCCGUCUACUUGGUGCCAUGUGGCCACGCAUUUGCAGAGGUUGCCAUUACAGAGAUCAAAGAAGAAGCCUGCCCAGAGUGUGGAGAAGCAUUUACCCAAGAGAAUGUGAUAGCUAUCCUCCCGACUGCUGAGAAAGACUUAGACAGAUUACAGAAGCGAAUCGAAGAUUUACAGGCAACCGGCCUCACUCAUACGCUCAAGAAGGGCAAGUCGGACAAGAAGAAGAAGCGAAAGGCCGGGGAUGCAGAAGAGGAGGGAGAUGCUGAGAAGAAGGAAGACAAGGCCAAGAAGAAUGACGCCAGCCGAGCAAAGAAAGAAACAGACUCGAGAAUCAAGGGCAUCAACAACUCGAUGGCUGCGACAUUGACCGCUCGAGUAUUGGCAGAACAAGACGAAAGAAACAAGCGCAGGAAGCUGGCCCAGGCGGCUUCAUGAAACGCCCAACUUUUACAACAUGAAUUGAUUGGAUAUAGCUUAUCUCGUAUGUCACCUGUAGAGAUUCAAUGAUACCCCUUUCUUUCUAUUUCAAGCUUGUUCGUGGCCUAUGCUCUUCUUGAAUCGGGAUCUCCGCUAGGGUGGGACUGUGUCACAACAGGCAAAGCUGGUGCUGCAGAUGUGAGGCUCUGUGAGGCUCAAGUGGUUCUAGAAGGGUCAAUAUAAUGGAGAAUGCCUAAGAAUAACAUGGAGCCCCAGUAGACUCAGGAAUGCGCCCGUUUGAUGCCAUUGAUGGCACCUGCAGACGGCCAAGGCCAAGCAUCUCGGGACCGACUGCUCCUAGCCCGCAUCCUCCAUGUUUGUGAGGCCCCACGACAGGAACAGG
Molecule: messenger RNA, 1338 nt
Organism: Trichoderma harzianum CBS 226.95
Lineage: Eukaryota; Fungi; Ascomycota; Sordariomycetes; Hypocreales; Hypocreaceae
Exons: 1
Coding region: 159-953 (264 amino acids)
Biological process (GO): site-specific DNA replication termination at RTS1 barrier; mitotic DNA replication termination
Cellular component (GO): nucleus
Source: RefSeq, a predicted model, not a curated record